Messenger RNA from Hemibagrus wyckioides, 3964 nucleotides. It is a transcript of the gene ankrd13b, whose product is annotated as ankyrin repeat domain 13B. The coding region runs from base 382 to 2277 and encodes 631 amino acids. NCBI's taxonomy places the organism in Eukaryota, Metazoa, Chordata, Actinopteri, Siluriformes, Bagridae. The transcript is spliced from 15 exons. Gene Ontology annotation, cellular component: cytoplasm. The record is from RefSeq and is a predicted model, not a curated record. Gene Ontology annotation, molecular function: protein binding.
UAAGUGCGCAGUAAACAGCAUCACCGUGUAGCGCGUGAUCACCGAAAGGGGAGCAACUGAGAGCUCUCGCUCAUAGGCGUCGAUUUUUAGAGCAAAGUGACAGACUGAGAGCGAGAACGCCCGAGCGAGAGACGAGGGAGGGAGACCGUGCAGAUAAUACUUAUCUGAAGAAGAAAGCCUAAACCGUCUUAGCUAUCGGACUUCUACUAUGAGGAAGGGAUGCUGGAUGUACCAGAGGAGAGAAAUUCCCUCAUCCGGAGUCGUAGCGUUGAAUCAGCACGAGCCCCGUUUAAUAUUAAAUAAAUAGGCUCGCGCGCGUAAGAAAAAAAGGGGGGAAAUAAGAAAGAAGGGAAGAGGAAGGUAAGGAAGUAUGUUCCGAGGAUGAUUUCAGCUAAGCAAACUCCGGAGAAGAGCCGAUACCGCCUCCAUUAUCUCGUUUGGCACAACAAAUACCGGCAGUUGGAAAAAGAGCUCUCGGCGAGCGAGCAGGUGGACUUGGAGGUGCUAGACCCUCGGGGUCGCACUCCUCUGCAUCUUGCUGUGACUCUAAGCCACCUGGAGUGUGCGCGAGUGCUGUUGCAUUAUGGCGCUGAUGUCAGCAAAGAGAACAGCAAUGGUUGGACAGUUUUGCAGGAGGCCAUCAGCUUGCGUGAUGCUGAGCUUGUGCGGCUGGUCUUGUGUCACAGAGACUACCAGCGCACCAUUAAGAGACUGGCAGGGAUCCCCAGACUACUAGAAAGGCUGCAGCAGGCACAAGACUUUUAUGUGGAGAUGAAAUGGGAGUUUACAAGCUGGGUGCCUCUGGUGUCCCGAAUCUGUCCGAGCGACACAUAUCGAGUGUGGAAAAGUGGCCAGUGCCUUCGAGUAGACACAACACUUAUGGGGUUUGAGCAGAUGACUUGGCAGCGAGGCAACCGCAGCUUCAUCUUCAAAGGACAAGACUCCAGUGCUAUGGUGAUGGAGGUGGACCAUGACAGACAGCUAGUGUUCUGUGAGACACUCCCAUGUCUCUCGUCCUCUCCCUCAUCUCGUCCUCAAAGCACCGCUCUCAGUCUGUUGGGGGUUCUGCAGCCCAGUGAUGAGCAGGUGGCUGCUCGGCUCUCUGCCCCAGUGGUCACAACGCAGCUAGACACCAGGAACAUCGCUUUUGAAAGGAACAAGACAGGCAUUCUCGGCUGGCGAAGUGAGAAAACAGAGGUGGUGAAUGGCUAUGAAUCCAAGGUGUACUGUGCCUCUAAUGUAGAGCUGAUCACUCGAACACGGACUGACCAUCUCACUGAACAGCACAAAUCCAAACCCAAAAGUGGUAAAACACCACUGCAGUCCUUCCUGGGUAUUGCAGAGCAGCAUAUAGGAACUAACAAUGGGCAAACAAUGGUGACCCAGAUGUCCUGCCCUGUGAUGAACAGCAGAGCAGUGACAGCUGAGGAAUACUUUAAUCCAAAUCCGAGUCACACCCACAAAGAUAUUGGUCAGCCUUGCCAUCUCACCACCAAAACACAAAGGUUCAAAGCCAAGCUAUGGCUGUGUGAGUCUCAUCCUCUGUCCCUGGCGGAUCAGGUGGCUCCCAUUAUAGACCUCAUGGCCAUCUCUAAUGCCCUGUUUGCUAAGCUCAGAGACUUCAUCAACCUGCGUCUCCCCCCAGGCUUUCCCAUCAAGAUAGAGAUCCCAAUCUAUCACAUCCUGAAUGCACGCAUCACCUUUGGGAACCUGAACUUCUGUGAGGAUGGAGGGGUGGGACGAACAGAGGCAGAUGUGGAUGGACAGAAGGGCAGCCCCAGGACAGAGACACCAUCUCCGGGCAGUGACUCAUCCAGCGUGUCAAGCUCCAGCUCGACUAACUCAUGCCAUGGAGGUGAAAUUCCAGCAUCUGUGUUUGAGGCACCACGAGGCUACAGCAUCCUUGGAGGCAACCAGAGAGAGAGUAUGCGUGAGGAGGAGGAUGACCUACUACAGUUCGCCAUUCAGCAGAGUCUACUGGAGGCAGGCUCUGAGUAUGACCAGGUGACGAUUUGGGAGGCUCUGACAAACAGUAAGCCAGGAACUCAUCCUCUCUCAUGUGACCCCAGCCGCAUGGAAAGAACUCCGCAGCACAAAUCCAGCCCUGAGUCCAGCUCUGACAGCACACCAACCAAUGAGGCGCCACGCAGCUAUGAUGAGCAGCUACGACUGGCAAUGGAGCUAUCAGCACGCGAACAGGAAGAGGCAGAGCUCCGGCAGAGACAAGAGGAAGAAGAGCUUCAGCGCAUCAUACAGCUGUCCCUCAUGGAGAAGUGAUACGAAUCUGAGCAAACGAAAUUCAAGGGGCAGGAGAGCAUAUGCAGCAAUAGUGUAAAGAGGACUGCGAUUCUCUCCUCUCCCGUGUUCUGCCUCUGCUCCUCCAGCAACCCGUUUAAAGCUCAAGGAUCCAACAGUCCAACAGUCACAGAGAUCGGUCUCUGUCCAAUUUUUACAAGUUUACAACCACAAGCUAUUCAACUCAUGGGCAGUCAACUGAGACAUUCAACUGGUGUAUAAGGUGUACUUUCAUUUCUUUUUCAGGCAAUUCAACACAGCUCACAGCUAUGUCAGGGAUCUCAGCAUCUCCCAUAAAGCCAUUUGUUACCUAGAGUUCCUAGAGUGCCACUCACACUAAGACUCAAGUCCUCCCACUGAGUACCAAGGGAGAGAGGUUUACAAAACUUUAUUGCAUCAUUUUUUUAUGGAAUUGGAUGAAUUAGGUAUCGUUUUUAUUUUGCACAUAUUUCAAUUGCACUCUUAUAGGAAGCAUAAGGAGGCUCCUUAUGCUAAGAGGUGCCCGUUAAUGAAACAUGUACGUGUAGAGAAUGUCUGCCUCACAUAGAGGCUAAGUUAGACUGUUGGCCACUACUCAAAAUGCACGAUGGAAACAGCAUGAUCCUGUCUUCUUCAUUUUGGCACCUCAUGCCUGCGCUGCUUCGUUUUAUUUAUUUCAAUGAGCAAGAGAAGGUUUUAAUCGGCAUACGUGGGACUGCAAGUGCGUGGUCACUAAGAAGUGUGAAUAAUAUUGUAUGAUAUUCGUGAGAGCUUUCUGGUCUUUUUCAGGUUGGUAAUUAGGCUAAGCAGAAGUGUACUCAAUGAUAAAUUAGAGCCUCACUGCAAUAUUUAUACUUUGUGUCAUAAACACAAUUUUAAACAAAUCAGAAAACAUACAUUAUCAUGUAUGUUUUAUACUCAAUAUGGUGCUAUGGUAUUGUCAUUUCCAUGUAAAAAUCUAUAGUAUGUUAUUUUCUGUUGGAAUUAACAACUAAGCUCCCUAAUCUUUUCAGUUUCUUUUCUGGCUUCCAUGCAGUGCUUCCCGACCCAGGCUUUCAGAAGCCUCUCGAUUCCUUCACCGUAACACGUCACUGGAGCUCCUGAUUCAUCCAGUCACUGUACCAACUGUUGGCCAAUCAGGUGCUCCAUUGCAGGGAGGAAACAGCAAGGGCUAGUUUCUCUGAUCCAGAUGCAGUCUCACACUGGACAACAAAUACUAUAUCUCGAAUGAAGAGUCUCUAACGAGAUUUUCUCCGUGAUUUGACAAUCUGGGUCUAAGCGACUGGCAACAAUUGUAUUCUAACUGCAUAAAAUACUGACACAAGAUUCCUUUCAAGCACAAUUUAACACAAAGCAGUUGGGCUCGGUGAUUAAAGCCAGUCAAGAAAUGACCAAAGGGCUGACCAGCAGCACAGAACAAUAGAGGGAACGUGUGUAUAUUUAUGUGUAGAGUUGAUAUGUAAAGACGAUUAAGCAUAUAAAGAGAGAAGUGAUUAUAAGGAUUCAGUUAUAUAAAAAUGCUUGAUGUGGUUAUCAUUAAUAUUAAACCAACAUAUUCCACUGUUUUUUAUUUGCACCUGAUAUGAAUGUGGAGUGUCACUAUGGUGUCUGUAUGAUGUGAUAGAACUCACUACGACAACGCUGCUCAAAUUUGUAACCUCAAGAAAUUGAAUAAAAAGAGAAAAUUUCA